GACUGCUGCGUUCCCUCACUGCUCCCCUGCCAUUUCUCUUGUCCCUGCAGGCUCCAGCUCAACUUGUGCCUUCCAGCCGUGAUCAGCCCAGCCCGCAGGAGAGCAGCAAAUGGCCACAGCACCUCCAUCUCAGGAGCCCGUGAGCUUUGCGGAGGUGGCCGUGUAUUUCAGCAGGGAGGAGUGGGCGCUGCUGGACCCUGCGCAGCGAGCGCUGUACCGGGACGUGAUGCUGGAGACGUACCAGUGCGUGGCCUCGCUGGCUCCACUUCCAGCCCCCAAACCUAUGCUGAUCUCCCUGCUUGAAGGAGGGGAAGAGCCCUGGAUCCCAGAUGUGCGUAGCCCUGAGGCCGUGCCAGGAGACCUCAGCCCGGGAAGUGGGAUUACAGCUAUGUUGGAGGAUCUGCAGGAGAGUGGUGUGGCCAAAAGGGAGCGGGGUCACAUUUCCAUUGAAAAAGUCAGAAGGGAUGACCAAGGAGGGCUGGAGCAAGUAUUAUAUUUCCUCACUCAAAGAAUGUGA
This is a messenger RNA of Meleagris gallopavo (turkey), 517 nucleotides long. NCBI's taxonomy places the organism in Eukaryota, Metazoa, Chordata, Aves, Galliformes, Phasianidae. The record is from RefSeq and is a predicted model, not a curated record.